UAAUUGCAACCUAAGGGGGGCGUGGCAAGCUGCUGAGGUUUGGAAAUGGGAGGUAGUGGCUCAAAAGUAACUCCCUUCAACUCGACAGAGGACAGUUCUACUAAACAUGCUCAAGAGAACUUCACUGAAGUCACAGCAAGUCUCUCCAAUAAAAUAAAAGAGCUGGAACAGCAAUUGGAGCUGAAGAAUGAAGCUUCUAGAAGCACUGACGAUAAACUGCAAGCCUCCCAGCAUCAGGUGGAGCUACUUUGUACUGAGAUUCUAGGUCUACAAGAGUCCCUGGCAAGUAGGGAAAGCUCCAGUCGAUCCGUAAAUGCUCUCGAGCAUAUGGUAGGACAACUCAAGGGGGAACUAGAGAUCACACAGGCAGAGUUGCAAGAUAUGAAGGAUAGUUACGAGAAGCGACUGCAGAGGGUAAGGUCAUCAUCAGCCAAAUUACAAGCUGAGUCAGCGUUAUCCCUGUACGAGCUGAGGGAUGAUAAUCAACGCUUGGAAACAGAGAAUGAAAAACUAUCAGAACAAAUCAGUCAAAGGAGAGAAUCUUCAAAAGAUUCGUGUGGCCACAUGUCGUUGAUAGUGGAGCUGUCACAACAGUUGAGCACUUCUGAAUCUGAGUUGAAACGUGCACAGCUUGCAUUGAAGGAACUAGGCGUUGAGAGUUGAUAUGUGUGACAAGGAGACAAUCACAGAACGCAGAGAACCAUCAGUCAAAGAGAUAUCUGGAGAAAUAAUAAAAUGUGUUGUGUGUUAAUUUCCAUAGAAACAAUUUAUGGUGAAAUUAA
Molecule: messenger RNA, 782 nt
Organism: Halichondria panicea
Lineage: Eukaryota; Metazoa; Porifera; Demospongiae; Suberitida; Halichondriidae
Product: BICD family-like cargo adapter 1
Exons: 5
Coding region: 46-663 (205 amino acids)
Source: RefSeq, a predicted model, not a curated record